GAAGGAAGGGACCUUGCCUUGCGUCCGCGAUCAGAGAGAUCCGCGCGCGCGUUGCUUUUUCGCACUUUGAACAUUCGCCGAUCGACAACGGCGGUGAGGUGAGAGAUUAUUAUUAUUAUUAUAACGUAUCAAACUAAUAUUAUCCAAAAGAAAACUAAAUACUACAAAAUAGAAGAAGAAAAAAGUGCACAUCUUGAGAUCGAAAGACCCAUCAUCCCUGAAGACGCUCGAAUCUGAAGAAGAAAAAAGAGAAAGAGCGAAAAGAAAAUAAUCGCAAAAGUGCUUACCGUCGUUGGUCAAUCCGGAGUGCGUGGGUGUGCGUGUGUGUUUCAAUUGUUUUCAGUUUGCAGUCUGCAGUUUCUCGAUUCCGCAAGAUAAUCAAUCAUGACGCUGCUGAAAACCUAUUACUGUUGUUUCUCUCUGCGAACGGGAAGCAUAAAUGCAGCCAUCCUUGGAAUCAUCUUGGGAAUACUUGGUAUAGUGCUCGUAUUCACGGCCAACAUUGAUUUCAAGACGAUCGUGAUCGAUUGGCUCCCGAAAUGGAUCGUCAACAUAAUCAUCGUGAUCAACUUCGCGAUGACCAUCCUCAUAUCGAUGUUGCUCCUCAUCGGCAUCAUCAAGAGGAAUGUUUAUUUGAUGAUGCCGUGGGUCAUACUGGGAAUAAUGCUGGCAAUCGGCCUUCUCGUUUCCGUCAUCUACACCUCAGUCAACUUCUACAUAGAAGGCGAAAGUCUCGCGGGCACCUUGAUGCUAGUCUUGGGUCUCUUAUCGAUCGUGAAAUACAUUUACAUGUGGAUGGUGACGUACAGCUUCUUCCAGAUCGUCAAGGAAGAGUACGACAGAAGGGCGGCUUACGAGAGGGCGCCGUUCAGGAGGCAAUAUUAAUCGAUCGCUUGCAUUGUUCGUUUUUGAUUAAUUUGGUUCAAAAACCUGUUUCUUAUUUAUAUAUAUAUAUAUUUAUAAUUAAUUAUCUAGAGCAAAUAUUUGUCAGGAGAACAAACAGAAGCGCAAACAAAAGGUGCAUUAAUUUGCGAUUCGUAACCACGGAAACGUUUAUUAUGCGAUUCAUGCAAAUAGCGGGAGGCUGUUCGAUGAACGCACGUGUCGUCUUCGAGUCUUAGUAGGUGGUGCAGCUUACGUAACACGCAAAAAAAAAAACAAAAACA
Molecule: messenger RNA, 1166 nt
Organism: Nicrophorus vespilloides
Lineage: Eukaryota; Metazoa; Arthropoda; Insecta; Coleoptera; Silphidae
Exons: 5
Coding region: 385-885 (166 amino acids)
Source: RefSeq, a predicted model, not a curated record